UAGGACAUUUCGACACGAGAAUUGGCCCAGAAAUAUUAUGAUCCAGUCUUCUAAUCAACUUGCAGCGGCUGGUUUCUUUUAUGCAGGAGUGGGUAACACUGUUAGGUGCCACUACUGUGAUCGGAGCCUUAAAGAUUGGGAACCUGCAGAUGAUCCCUGGGUAGAACAUGCCCGACUGUUUCCGUUUUGCAAGUUUGUGUUGAAAAUGAAAGGCAUGAACUUCAUCCAAGCUUCUGCCACUGGGAAUCCUGGAAACAUGCUACCGCCACCCGUCGUUCGAUCAGUAGAACCACACUUCAACGAACGUCAGAGGGAUUUUACCCAAAGACACAAUGGCGACGGCGGUAGGAGGACGUUGGAACCUGGUGAUGUGAAUACUGGAAGUGAACCAGAAGUGCCCGUCCCGCCUACUCUGCUCACCCCAGCAGCCCCACUCGUCCAGGCGCUUGAUGACGGAGAUUCCAUACCUCCAUCUGGAAAUACCUGGACCGAAAAUGACCUGGAAAUCAACCUCCAAGACCACGUGAGGGUCAAACUGAACCCGCCACAUUAAAUACAACAGACUUAAAACUCUUUUGUGAGAUAAGCUGUAACAAAAGUAUGUUUGUUGUCAUCUACUCUGCUUCAUCAUUUUGACUAAAAGAAGCUAACAACAAACAGUAUCG
Molecule: messenger RNA, 665 nt
Organism: Pecten maximus
Lineage: Eukaryota; Metazoa; Mollusca; Bivalvia; Pectinida; Pectinidae
Product: baculoviral IAP repeat-containing protein 2-like
Biological process (GO): regulation of cell cycle; negative regulation of apoptotic process; positive regulation of protein ubiquitination
Cellular component (GO): cytoplasm; nucleus
Molecular function (GO): ubiquitin protein ligase activity; cysteine-type endopeptidase inhibitor activity involved in apoptotic process
Source: RefSeq, a predicted model, not a curated record